Molecule: messenger RNA, 637 nt
Organism: Umbelopsis ramanniana AG
Lineage: Eukaryota; Fungi; Mucoromycota; Umbelopsidomycetes; Umbelopsidales; Umbelopsidaceae
Exons: 1
Coding region: 87-464 (125 amino acids)
Source: RefSeq, a predicted model, not a curated record
CCAUUUUCCAAGCCUUUUUGCCCCUUGGCGCCACACUUUCUGCUGCCGUUCCUUUUCUUUAUCCUUCAAGAAUAAAUCACUAACUCAUGUACAAGGCACUACAUUGGACUGGAAAGCAGUUGGACGCGCCAAAUAUGGGGUACGUCCCCAACAUCGAAGCCGCAUAUAACGAACUCUCGGAUGAUGAUAAGAAAAAAUUCGAUGCACUCUACGAAGAGCUUUUCAGAGCUAGAUUUAUGAAUCCUGAAAGGCUCAAAGCCGAGCAAUGUGGUCAGAAUGGUGCUAAAGGCACGGCCACUAUCCGUCGCCACACCGCGGAAUUCCAUUGGAGUGAGAACAUUAUCAAAAUAACAUUCAUUGUAUUAGCAUUUUAUUCAGCGCACACCAUUGCAAAAGGAGAUGGUAUAUACUUUCUGUUUACUCUUUAUUUUUUGCUAUACACGUUUGGCAAGGUAUUUGAGUAGAUUAACACUAAUGUACAAAGGGGGUUUAAAUAAAAGAUUUCAUUUGGAGUUCAUGCCAGUCAACCACAGGAUGCCAUUGACUCCUUUCAUCAUAUAUUUUCCAAAGGUAAACUUCCAUCCGAUCUGAUGAUUACGCCACGACAUGAUGAGUGAUUCCUUGACUUCUUUCGAUC